Messenger RNA from Ctenocephalides felis (cat flea), 2184 nucleotides. Its product is annotated as neurotrypsin-like. Bases 136 to 2184 code for a protein of 682 amino acids. Gene Ontology annotation, molecular function: serine-type endopeptidase activity; protein binding. Gene Ontology annotation, cellular component: membrane. NCBI's taxonomy places the organism in Eukaryota, Metazoa, Arthropoda, Insecta, Siphonaptera, Pulicidae. Gene Ontology annotation, biological process: proteolysis. The record is from RefSeq and is a predicted model, not a curated record. The transcript is spliced from 10 exons.
ACACAACCAUCUGUCCCCCGUGGUUACGUAACAUCAGCCCAACCAGUUGCUUCGCCUCUGGUGGUUGUUGUCACACCACCAAGUGUGUAUUACACAACACCUCUGCCCAAUGUGGUUGCAAAAUCCUCCAACGUCAUGAAAAUUCCGCCAAGAAACGCCCAGAGCAACCCUUUGCGACCAGAAGUUGCAGAAACUCUGGGUAAAAUCAUAGAAAUGAUGUACUUUGGUAAGAAGUUCGAGAUGAAUGAAACAGAUACACCGAAGACUUUUGAUCUUAAUGAAGAAGUGGAACAGUUGGAACUGACGGAUAAUAAUCGAGAUUUUAAAAGGAAGCAUAAGAAAUUUCCGGAGGCUCCUUUGGAAGUUCUGCCUCUGAAUUAUCAUCAACCAAAUUUUAGGGAAAAGUCGCCAGCAGCUUGCUCUGACGGACAUUUUAGAUGUGAUGGGAAUAAAUGUAUCACUUUAUCCAAGAUAUGCAACAAAAUCCAAGACUGCAAUGAUGGCACAGAUGAAGAACAGUGCGAGGAGCGUAUUGGUUACGAAAUCCGGUUAUCCGGUUCUAACAAGACAAACGAAGGACGAGUUGAAGUUAAAGUGUGGGGCUACAUAUGCGACGACCGUUUCGGACUACGAGACGCAGAUGUAAUUUGUAAAGAAUUAGGCUUUAAAUUAGGAGCUGCCCAAGCCAAAUAUUUAGGACCCUUACGACGAGGCCCUGCUAACGAGACCAUAUUUUUGAUGGAUGAUGUCGAAUGUUUGGGCAACGAGACUUCGAUUCGAGAAUGUCAAUUCAAUGGAUGGGGAGUUCAUGAUUGUUUACCAGAGGAGGCUGCUGGUGUUGUUUGCAGAACUCCUGCAGUAACCUGUCCAAAAGAUUUUUGGUUGUGUUCCUCAAAGGACGAGUGCAUUCCUACCAGUUUCCUAUGCGACAAUGUCGAUGACUGUGCUGAUGGGUCAGAUGAGUCAGAACAAAUCUGCAAUGAGGAUAUCGAGGUGCGUCUAGUUGAUGGUCCAAAUAAAAUGGAAGGUCGUGUAGAAGUAAAAUUUCGCGGAAUUUGGGGAACAGUUUGCGAUGAUGACUUCACUGAUAAAGCUGCACGAGUUGUUUGCAAUAUGUUAGGCUUCAAUGGACCAGCACGUGCCAGAAAAGAAGGUUUCUACGGUUCAGGCUCUGGCCAAAUCUGGCUCGACCAAGUAGCCUGUUUUGGCAACGAAUCCAGCAUUGCCCAAUGUAUGCACUGGCAAUGGGGCGAAAAUAAUUGUGGGCACAGUGAAGAUGUAGGAGUCGUUUGUUCAAACACAACAAAUCCUCCUAAACCUAACAGAGGAAGAGGACUUGCAGUCAAUGGUGAAGACGAUUCGACUUUAGAUUUUAUUUUACCCCAAGAAUGUGGAGUCAGGGUUAAACAUAAGAAAACUAGGGAAGAACAGGAUGAGGAAGAUGGUAUUGCAUUCAGAGUGGUUCGUGGUAAUUUGGCAAAAAUUGGAGAUUACCCUUGGCAGGCUAGUUUGCGAGUUCGAGGACCAGCCCAAUCAGCACAUUGGUGUGGAGCAGUACUGAUCUCAAAACUCCAUCUACUAACAGCCGCCCAUUGUCUGGUAGCUUUUUCCAAAGGAGCAUAUUUUGUCAGAGUAGGUGACCAUCCAAGUAUAGAAUUAGAAGUCUACAUCGAGCGAUUCUACGUCCAUGAAGAUUUCCGAAAAGGACAACAUAUGAAUAACGAUAUCGCGCUGAUAAAGCUGAAACCAGAUGGUGUACCUCUGGGAAGAUGGAUAAGACCUAUUUGUCUGCCACCGAAAAAUGCUGAUUAUACACCAGGAAAGAAUUGCACGAUUUCUGGAUGGGGGUCGAUUCAAACUGGCAAAUCAAGUCCCUCGAACCAACUAAGAGCUGGAUGGGUCCCACUUCAAUCGAUGGAUGUAUGCAGGAUGCCUCAAGUUUACGGUGGAAACAUUAUGGAAGGCAUGGUGUGUGCUGGUGAGUUAGACGAAGGAGUAGACGCUUGUGAUGGGGAUUCUGGAGGACCUUUAGCGUGCUUACAUGAAGGGGCUUUCACUUUGUACGGGAUAACAUCAUGGGGUCAACAUUGUGGCCACGCCAAUAAACCAGGUGUAUAUGUUAAAGUGGCUCAUUAUCGAGAUUGGAUAGAUCAAAAAAUCAAAUUAUCAAUGACUGAGAAAUAA